Messenger RNA from Paramuricea clavata, 631 nucleotides. Lineage: Eukaryota; Metazoa; Cnidaria; Anthozoa; Malacalcyonacea; Plexauridae. The record is from the annotation of a GenBank genome assembly.
UAUAAAAGUAAAGAUGUUUCUUUGUGUCACAUGUUUGUGAUUGAUGGUCAUGCAAUGUAUAGCUCUGUUAUAAAUACGCUUUUACUUGAUAAUAAUCAUCUCACUGACACAAAUAGUGAUUUGGCUAAAGAUCUUAGUUCUACACGAACGAUUAAUGAUGAAAUAACUGCCUUGGCUAUGAAGAAUCUGAAGUUAUCUUGGGCUGGUGAUUUCGAAUCUUUAAAACGUGUUGUUAGUGAUUAUAUAAAAUUUGACGGGAGAUGGACUUCGCCCGGAGGAGAGAAGAAAGUUUGCAGUAAUCCAGAUACAUCUAUCACCUGGUGGAAAAAUAAAAAGUUCCUUCUGGUUGAAGGUAAUCAAGCUGAAAGGAUAAUUGAACUAUUUAUUGUAAUUUUAACGAAUAUUGCUUCGUUUCGCCCUUCAGAUCGGCCGGGUAAUAUAAACAUAGAUCUCCCGAAUUCAGAUAAAAUUAAUCUUGUUAGUUCCUGUUCGUGCAAAUGUAACAAUUUGACUGUUGAUAUCGAAGGAAUAAAACUAGAUAACGUGGUUCUUGAGUCGAGGAUGGAACAUAAAACCAACACUAACACUGAAAUUAUCAAUAAUGUACAACAAGAGUUGCUUAAGUUGCAGA